Plasmodium gallinaceum is the source of this 1794-nucleotide messenger RNA. RefSeq lists its product as hypothetical. The record is from RefSeq and is a predicted model, not a curated record. Bases 1 to 1794 code for a protein of 597 amino acids. Lineage: Eukaryota; Apicomplexa; Aconoidasida; Haemosporida; Plasmodiidae. The transcript has 2 exons.
AUGGAGCCUCAAAGCAUACAAUCUUCGACUAGUACGAGAAAUAUAUCCAAAGAAAAAGAAGAUAAACAUUCUACUAAAAUACAAAAUCACUCAGAUAAUGAAAAUAAAAAACCUACAAAUGAACCUUAUGUAAAUACGCAACUACCACAACCAACAUCUCAAUCUCUACAGAAUUUCCAAAAUACGUCAACUCCGCAAGAACCAGAAUCUCCAAAACAACAAUUAUUGCCGCAACCUAAUCAAAUACCUCAAAAUGUACCAACACUACAAAAGACCCCCAUAUCAAAAGAAACACUAAAACAGAAACAAGAUCAAAAACCACAACUAAUAAAACCAUUACAAAUACCUCAACCAACACAAACUCAACCAAUACCGCAACUAACACAAAAUCAACAAAUACUUCAAGAAUUGCAAAAAUUUCAACCUUUAUUAAAGUCUACAAAAAGUAAAAAAAUACCUCAAUCAACACAAACUCAACAAAUGCCUCAACCAACACAAACUCCACAAAUACCGCAACCAGCACAAACUCAACAAAUACCGCAACCAACACAAACUCCACAAAUACCGCAGCCAACACAAACUCAACAAAUAACUCAACCAUCACAAAUUCAACAAAUACCUCAACCAACACAAACUCAACAAACACCUCAACCAACACAAACUCCACAAAUACCUCAACCAACACAAACUCAACAAAUACCACAACCAACACAAACUCAACAAAUACCUCAACCAACACAAACUCAACAAAUACCUCAACCAACACAAACUCAACAAAUACCUCAACCAACACAAACUCCACAAAUAUUUCAACCAAUACAAACACAAGCAAAUCAACAAGUAUCACAAAAAGAUGAAAUGCAUCAAGGUGAUCAAAAGAGACGAACGUCAUUAAUACAUCAACCAAGUCCAGCACAACAAAUUCCACAUAAUUUUGGAAAUACACGUAAAUUUAAUCUUAAUAAUUCAAAUGGGAAAAUAAAUGAAUCUCCUUUUACAGAAAUAUUGCAUAGCCCUGGUGAGUCAAGAAUACCUACUUCUAUGAAUCCAUAUAAAACGGGAGGUACUAUCUAUACAAAUACAAAUCCAUUUUAUACAAACGCACCGUCAGAUCCAUUUACUACUUUAUCCCCAAUGUCUACAUUUUCAUCCGCUGUAUAUAUGCAACAUCAACCAAUUUAUAUUGGAAACACAAAUGAAACUGUUACAUCUUCUGGAAUGAUUAGGCAUAAUCCUAAUUUAAAUGAUCCAUUUUCAAUGUUUCAGUUAGCAUUAGUGCUUCAAUCUAUUUUUAGACGUUAUUUUAAUGCCCCUUUUAUAAGAGAAAAUAGUAAACCUCAAUCAGAAGGAAAAAAUUUAAGGAUUCAAGUAUCGGAAUCACCAGAAUUAGAAACUCCAAGUAGAAAAGUAUUUGAUCCAUCAAAAGUAAAAGUUUUAAGUAUAAAUACAUCUGUGCCUUCAAAAGCAAAUAUCCCAAAUAAUCUAUCAUAUGAAUCAUCAGAUGGAGAAGUUUCAUCUUAUAAAGAAUCUGAACCAUCAGAUAUAGAAAUUGAAUUAUCAGAUGGAGAAACCUUAUGGAGUACAGGAUCUGAAUCACCAGAAAAAGAAGUUAUAAGGCGUCAAAAUUCUGAAUCACCAGAAACUGAAAUUGUAGCACGUCAAGAAAAUGAGUCACCAAAAACUGAAAUUGUAGGACGUCAAGAAAAUGAAUCACCAAAAACUGAAAUUGUAGGACGUCAAGAAAAUGAAUCACCAAAAACUGAAGCUUCAUCACAGCAAGAACAUAAAUUAUAA